Molecule: messenger RNA, 1642 nt
Organism: Porites lobata
Lineage: Eukaryota; Metazoa; Cnidaria; Anthozoa; Scleractinia; Poritidae
Source: the annotation of a GenBank genome assembly
AUGGUUCGUUUAAACAUGAAAGACGAAAUAGAAAGAAAAACUCCACCGAUAAACAAUGGCUGUUUAAACGGGGACAAGAAGAAAACCCAUUACAGGAUUGGAGACCAAGCCGCUCGCUCAGAAAUGAGGUCAUUGCAGUUUUCGCUUCAUGGGCGCAAUCCGAACACAGAAAUUGCGAGCAGCAUCCAGUUGGCCCGACGAAUCCGAGGGGUACAAACAUGAAACAAUAGACUCAAGAAUGAUCCAGGACUUAUGGAUUGGAUUACACUCAAGCAGUAGAUAAUGUGAGCCGGAUGAUUUAAAGACCGAUUUUUUCCCCGAGGAAGAGAUUUGCUGGCGAAAAGUUUAUCGAUUGUGAGAUUGCUAACUGUUACAUCUACGCCGAUCUUAUUGACUUGCUGAUUCAAGUUUGAAGUUUAUGUUAUAAGACAAAAUCCCAGAACACUGAACAAAUAGCUUGACAUUUCGCUCAAGAGUUUCACAUACCAUAUGGAAAGAGUUGAACUCAAAACGCAAGCACCAUGUAUCGCGCUUUUUCACGACUUUUCAUUGUUUGGGCAAUUUUCAAAGUCUUUGUUUCAAACCUAAUGUGACGCUAAUCAAUCAGAAAGCUUUCUUUGCAUUUCAUUUUCCUGUUUUAAGAUGUCUUGUUCGAGAUAAUGUUGAAUAAAAUUUCUUUCAUACACACACUGAGUUGAUCCUUUUGUUGUUGAGAAAGAUAAAAUUAUAUUCUGGGAAUAAAUAUUUUACACUAAGCACCAUGGCCAGAUACUUGAGGAUAGGUUUCAUACAUUCUUAGCAACAAUUGUUAAGUAUCGCAUUCCCGUAGGCAACAACAUUUCAAUGUCUGUUGCUAAAAUAAAACCACUCCAAGACAGCGGCAGUUUUUUAGGGGUAAAAAAAUAAAACUAUUCAAUACAGAACACCAACAAAUCUGCCUAGAAGUCAGGCGUAAACUGUUUAUAAAGAAGCUAUUUUGUUUGUUUUUAAUUCUAAAGGGAAUUUUAACAAGGUCUUCUUCCUGACUAUUACAAACGAAACAGUCUAACUCUACAUCGAGCAGUUUUAAAAAAUUGUAUUUUUACUAUCUAAGCAAAUAUUACAAGUGAAAUUAAGGGCGAAGCUCCAUGCAAAAGCAAGCAACCUUGACUGAUUUCAAUGGCCCUAGGUGUCCUAGCAACGAAACGAAGAAAAAUUCUUUUAAAAUCGGCGCGAACAACGCUUUUGAAAAUGAGCGAACGAUUCUCUGUAAAGUGACAGGCGCGGAAAGAACCAGGCUCUGGCGCGGGUAAACAAACAUUAAAGACAAUCGAUCCAUUUACCGGCGGGAAAAUCAACAGUGUCCGCCAAGCGCGGGUGAUACGCAUGACACAAGCCGCGGUUGCUUGUAGCUGGUGCAUCCAAAUGAUGAAGAAAAUAAACAAACUCACUACGUCUGUAGUAACAUGGUGUCAAGAACUUAAUUAAAAUUUAUUUUGCCACCCUUAAUAAAUGACAUAUCUUGACUAAUUUUGUAUUUUACAUUUAGCGAUUGCAAUCUCCUUGUUCCACAAUCGACGGAAUCAGUGCAUGGUUGUCAGAAAAACCAGUCACACAAUCGCACGAUCCUUGGCGAGGAUAUCAUAAACUGUACGCUUUCUCU